GUAAAUAUACUCAAAUCGGUUAUUUGUAUUGUAGCUGUAAUAUUAUAUGAUAGCAGUAAACUACAUCAAGAAUCAGCAAGAAUCCAAACAGUCCUAGUCUUUCUAGCUGAAUUAUUGAGAGAAACAUAUUAUUAAAGAACCAACAUGAUGUAAUAUAGAUGCAAUUGACUAUGCAGACAACCAUACAUGCGAUUACUUCGAAUAGACAUUCAGAUGUUCUUUAUUAUGGUCGAGGAAGACCUUCGAAAGAAGACCUAUAUUUACCUUUCAUUUAACUUGCAAAUUUAUACAAUUUCUACCCUGAAUGCUGUUUUACCUUCCACGGCAAACAGAAUAAUAAUUAAGCGUUCUAUUCUUAACACCAGGCAUAACGAUAAAACAUCGAUACUUUCCAAUAGAGAGUCUUCCUGAAAGGAAAUCAAGUGUAAUAAGAGGUCUGUUCAUCGAGGCAUGUUCCGUAUCUCCGUACACAAAGUGAUCCAUACACGUUGCGCUUGGAAAAACGUAAUUUCCCUGUGGAUCUUCGACCGGUGGCGUACAAUUUGCCUCUCGCUGCCAACCGGAAUAUGAUAGCCAUUAACGUUUCAUGAUAGCGAGCAAAUGGUCACUCGAAAAUGGGGUUGAAACGACGACGCAACAAAGCAGAGCACCGAUGAAGUGAUUAAUUCGAUCGCGAGUGAGGGUGUAGAAGAAAAUGAUGACUGCCAUGGCCAGAUUACCUUGCAAGCAGACUUCGCCUUCGCAACAGCCGCGAGUCAAUAAUUUUGGGAACAGUCGAAACUCCUACUGGAACAUGCAGACCAGGCAUCCAGCACCUCCAUAUGUUAGGAAUCAUCAACGACACACUGAUCAUACCGGGAAGCGGAAGAGCGCGGUGGAACUGCUCCAGGAGACGAAGGCGUUCUACGUGAAGAGCGAAACUGUGCUGGACCGGAAGCAGGAGCUGAAGAACAGUGGUCAUCUUCAGGUCUCGCAGCUGAGCGCGCCGAGCGCACCUCCCAGGCUGCUGAGGAAAUGCGGGAACACGUCGACCUGUUCGAUGCAACCGACGUCGCCGUCGCAGCUGCCACCUGCUCCGAUGACGCCACCUUGUUGCUGGGCAUCGUGCCACGAACAGGACAGGCCGGACGGAAUUCUGAGUCCUCAACAAACACUGCCACCCGCACUGCCACCGAAGAGUCCACGUCUGGUUCCUGUUCCGCAGCGGCGCACGAUUUCAGGGCCGCCGAGCAGCACCGGUGGAGAUCAGCUGCAAACGAAAUUACGUCGGUUGUUAAAUACCGAUAGCAAGGAGAACGUAUUCUUUCCUGACAGUCCAACGCAGACGAUCAUCCAGGCGAAUGGUAUCCCACAGGAGGAGAAAUUCCGAUAUUCUCCUGGCAGUCUGUCACCUAAUCUUCGCGAGGAAGACCGCAUAAAGCUCGGUGUAAUACAUAUAGUUCGUGUUCGAGCAAAGAUCGACCACUGCUCGCAAGACGUUCGUUUCAAGUUUGGCCGCAGCAAUUCACAUUCGCAUACAUCCGGAAGAACCGGGAGGAAGUCCACCAGCUCGCAGUCGGUGGAAAACACCGUGUGUCACAAAUCUUUGCCUGACCUCCAUACUAGCACGCGACGACGGGCGUCCCUGUCGCCACGUGCAUCGACCAAAUCAUCUAAGCCAUCCGGCCAUCAUCAAUCUUCAAGCAAUUGCCCAGAUUGUGAAACUAGUUCGGAUUAUUCAGAGCACAGUUUCAAACGAGAUGCAGUCUGUUAUCGCAGUUAUUACUAUUCCAGUUCUAGACACAUCAGACGUUCGUUAGGUUCAGGUGGUGGUGAUGCGAGUAGCGUGUUAUCUGCCGGUGGUCGAACGCAAAAGUCAUCAGGUUCCAGCAAGCUAAGUCAUGGAGCGACUGCAAGAGACUCCGGAGGAUCGUCUGGACACUGUACACCUCGUAGCGAACCUCCGCCAGUAAUACAGGAUUGCUGGAGUCAUAUACGUCGUGACAGCGGUGCAUCUACUCAACACUCGACGGAAAAAGAUCGUUCAAGAAGAGGUAGUUACGCUAACGGUACCCCAUCAUCUGUCGUAAGACGCUACAGUCCUGAUUCUGAGAGCAGCAACAGUCAAACGGAUUAUAGUCCGACAUGCAAUUCAAGGUUUUCCGACGGCUGGAAAGAAGGUCGUGGCCGACCAAUUCUGAGAUCGAAAUCGGACAUUAGCGAUCGCUAUUGGCGUCAGGAUAAUGGACGAUCCAAUAAAGUACCUGCACGGCCUCCUCGGUCGAUCACCCAACUCGAGAACUUCUUUGACUGUUUAGGUCUCGAUUCGGAAAAUUAUCAACGUAUCACGAAACCAGAUUCAAAGUCGUCGUCACCUGUAUUUUUUGAUAGCGUUAGCUCGGUCGAUUCAGCGUUAGGUCUUUACUCGUGGGCUGGGAACAACCAAACGAAUCAGAGUAGUCAAUGGCAGAACAAUGAUUGCAGUGUCGGUAUGGGUAACGACGACUCCAACCAGAGGGUUAACGAUCCACCGAGCAUCGUCGAGCGUAACGCUCGAAUAAUUAAAUGGCUCUGUCAGUGCCGAAAAGUGCAGUUUGGAUUUAGUUAAGCAACGUGUUUAGGAAAAGGACAAUCGAUUCUCCAAUCUCAGUAACACGCAUUCAAGUCAACGAAAAUAAGAGUUUUUCAUCUUGCCAACGAUUUAUCCUUUCACGACUCACGGCAACCUUUGCAUUUAAGUUGGCUAAAAAAACAGCACGUAUGUAAGAGGGUACAUUUUUCCUGCUUUUUAUCCAGUUACUAAUGCUACAGCGAGUAGCCUGUUAAUUUAUCUUCCUUUUUUCUUCUUAUUUCACAAGCAUAUGUGCCAUCUACUUACCUAUAUAACUUGUUGUGCAUUUGUGUCGCACCUUUAAAUCGUCAUUGAAAUUCUUUGAUGUGAGAUCCUGUUUUCAUCGAUGUGUUUUUGUCAAAAUUUGUAUAUACCAUCGUAGAUUGUAGAAGUUGAUCGUAUGACAGCAGAGAAUUAUUUUCAUACGUGUAGCCACGUACAUAGCUUUCCGCUUGUUUAAAUAAUUUUGUUUUUAGUAAAUCAGUUUAUUGUCGUAUAUUAGCACUAUUGAAUUUACAACGAGUUUAUCAUCACACAAACCAACUAUUUUUAGCCGUUUUUCCACGGUGUUGUGGUCUAUCGGUCACUGAAGUUAUGUAUAAAUAGUAUGGAGUUUAUUGCACUGUUUUGCCUUAAAUUUAAGUCUUAAAUUAGUCGUUGCUAAAUUUGAUUGUUAUAGCCUCUCUUGUGAAAAUGCCAGCGAAUAACCGGCAUUUAUAUUGGGAAAUAGAUAUUUCUUUCUCACGUCCUUAUUUUUCAUGCCACGCAUUUUAAACAUUGACUAUAUUAAUUAAUGCUAACAUUAUUUUUCAAGCAAUUUGAUAUUGAAUGCUAACUGGAGAUGUGGUCGAUCUUUCUGGUUAAGUAGGAAUUGAAUUGAUGGUAUUACAGUUACGUCAAAGAGUCAUGUUUUUAUCUUACAAUGCAGAAAAUACUUACUAUGUUUCUCCAGUAGCAUUAUUAUUACAAUAGUAUCGAUUCAAUCACAUUAAUGUUUUCGCUGGUGGUUCUAUAUCGUUAUAUUAAUCUGUAUUGAGCUGCAUUGUAGAAGUAAUAUUGGUACAAAACAAAACUGUAUGUGAUUUACAGAAUUUUUAAGGACUUUUUCUCUGUAAAACUUUUCGCCAAUGGAAUUUAUAUAAGGAAUUUCACAGAAUUUUCACACGUUGAUGUUUUUAUAUCCCGUAAGUCUUGUUAAAUGAUAUUAUGUUCGAUCGUUACGAAAUGAUUUUGAAUAUAAUACAUUCGAACAUUUUUAUAACUUUGGGAAUUACACGUUCGAUUCAAUAAUUUUUCUUAAUUAUAUGAUAUAAUUAGUCUGACUUUUAGAAUAUUUAAGAAAGCAAAUAUCGAAACUCUCUAUUAUACAUUCGGUAUUUUAUUUAUAAGUAUCUACUUUGUGCCUAAAAAAACUUGAGAAACCUUAUUUUAGUAAAAAAAUUUAUUCUAAUUGUUUAAUAUAUCUACACAUACGUUUAAUAUUUUAUUGAUGAAGCUUUUAAUUAAAGCUUGUGUAUUUUAUAAAAUUUAAUAUUAUCGUUUAAGUAUUAAAAGAACGAUAAAAUCAGUAUCUUAUAUUUUAGAAGAUUUAAAUUAAAUACAAUCCCUAAAAUACUAUGACAUAAUUAUUGAGAUCUGUAAUUAAUAAGAAAAAAACCUAUCAAUAUUCAUUUAUCGCUUUAAAUAUUUCCAGAUAUAUUUCACUGUGCAAUAAUACAAAUAAUUCACUUAGAUGUUUCUUAUUUUAGGUGAUAUAUAUUAGAUCAUACUGUUUGAAAUAUUUUAACUAUUGUGUGGCAAUCAAUUACAGAUAUAUUAAUUAUGACCUUGAAUGUUUGUAACGAAUGGAAUUCAUCAAUUAUGUGAUUCGAACAUUUAACACAAAGUAAAAAGAAAGAAAAAGAAUUUGUGUAAUAUAAUACACCAAGAAUUUACUCAACUACUCUCAUUUCAAGUGAUAUAGAUGUCUUAGAUAAGUAGUGAGUUUGCAUAGAUUGUAAGUGAAACGUGGUAGUACAUUGCAUUUAAAACAGAGAAAAAAGAGUUGAUAUCACUACCCGCGUAGUAGAAAGUCUUGCAUUUUUUCAAGCAAAUGUAAAGUGAUGCUUGUAUCGAACAAUAGAUGUUUCUGUAGUUACGUAACCAGUAUUUACUACAAUUAUUUACUUACAGUUUUUGAGAAAAAUAUACAGAACGUAUAAUUGAAAUUAUGAGGACUGCUUUGGCAGUCAUGGGAAAAGUGUUAUUGCACAAAAGUCGAACAUAGAGUAUGUAUGCUUACAAGAAGCAUUUUGCUUAUAACUUUUUGAGCUAAAGCACUGUUUCAUGUAUGUGUAUCAAUGAUGUUUGGUGGUAUUUAAUUACCUCAAAGUUUUUAUUCCCAAAAUUGAAAUUCUUGCCUUGUAAUAAAAAAGAAAAAAAAAAAGAA
Molecule: messenger RNA, 5018 nt
Organism: Bombus pyrosoma
Lineage: Eukaryota; Metazoa; Arthropoda; Insecta; Hymenoptera; Apidae
Exons: 10
Coding region: 695-2587 (630 amino acids)
Source: RefSeq, a predicted model, not a curated record